Molecule: messenger RNA, 1015 nt
Organism: Styela clava
Lineage: Eukaryota; Metazoa; Chordata; Ascidiacea; Stolidobranchia; Styelidae
Product: claudin-19-like
Cellular component (GO): membrane; bicellular tight junction
Molecular function (GO): structural molecule activity
Source: RefSeq, a predicted model, not a curated record
UUUAAAUUAUUUUCAUGUUCUAAGCAGGGAAUACUAAAUAAUCAUAUUUCUACACAAUUGUGAAAUUCCAUUCAAAAAAAGCAACAGUAAUGGCAAACACAGCAAUGCAAGCUUUCGGUUGGGUACUUGGACUUCUAGCAUGGGGAGCGACCAUAGCAAUGCUGUUGUCGGAACAAUGGCGGACAUCGUCUAUACUGGGAGAUUCAGCGGCUGCUAUUGAUAUUCAGGGUCGACACGACGGCUUAUGGGCAACAUGUACGAAGUAUCCAAGCGGAGAAACUCAUUGCACGUUCUUUGGAACUGAGAUCGGAGAAGUUCUGGGCGUGAUUAUCGGCUGCCGGGCUCUCCUUAUCAUAGCAAUUAUAUUCGGAAUCAUAGCUGCAUUGAUCAUCGUGUUCUCUUUCAAAUGUUCGAAGCACGGACCACAAGAACAGGAGAAGAAAGCUCAGAUCGGGAAAUACGGCGGAAGCGUGUACCUGGCUUGCGGAGUCUGCGUAACCGUGGCAGCAGCGUGGUACAUCACUGAUGUCUACAUGACAAUAACGUUGCCAGAUCCUAAAGGCCGACCAAUGAAAUGGAUAACGGGAGAAAGCGUUCAGAUGGCAUUGGCUGCCGGCAUCCUCUGGUUGAUUGGAUCUGUGUUCGUGUUACUGGGAUCCCGAACGUCUCGUCGCGACAUCAUGAUGUACGAACACAAAACUCCCCUGCAUCAAGAAUAUAUUUAAACAUUCUAAAAAGCAUAUGACGUCACUGAUGACGUACCAGACUAAAAUUUUUUGAAUAUGUAUCUCAUCCAAAUGAUUUGACGUAACUCUGUGGUUUCCAAACCUUUUGCUACAUUCCUCCAUUUUCUUUUGGUCCGUGAAAUACGUUAAUUUUACAAUACAGUUAAAUUUUAUUCCCUUAAAAUUUCUCUCUUGAGUGUACUCUCUCUCCGGUUGGAAUACUCUGAAACUAAACGAAUAUGUUUAAUGUAAUAUAUUUUAUUUGCUUGAAUAUAUUGCUAAAUGGUGAA